Messenger RNA from Punctularia strigosozonata HHB-11173 SS5, 2316 nucleotides. RefSeq lists its product as uncharacterized. Bases 1 to 2316 code for a protein of 771 amino acids. The record is from RefSeq and is a predicted model, not a curated record. The transcript has 14 exons. Lineage: Eukaryota; Fungi; Basidiomycota; Agaricomycetes; Corticiales; Punctulariaceae.
AUGGUGGAACCGUCCCCGGAGGAGCUCACGGCGCGGCCGGACGACUAUGGAUCAUGGACGGCGAACAAGAAACGGCAGUGGACGAAUCAGUAUCGGAAGGCAAACCCGAGGCUGAAGGAUGCAGCUGAAGAUCCAAGCGGUAGUCGCACAGCGCGUGCUAGAACAGCCAAAGAUGCGGCACUGGCAAAUCCAGUGUGGGUGAACAAGAAGGCGCGGAAGGCAGUUUCGGAGACAAUGCGUGCGGAGGACAUCAGGCAGAAGCGCAAAAGGAACGAUAGCACCGGCAGCACCAACACGAGUCCGCCGAAGAAAUCGGCAAAAUCAAUCGCACGCCGGUUUCCAGCAGCAUCGGUGCAUAGGCGCGAGGGAAAGCAGAGUAGAGACGAAGAGACACGCAGCAGAAAAUCACUGGAUAUGGUCAACGACGACCUCGACGAUACCGAUAUAUCUCCAAGUAACGAUGAUGAAGAGGGCGAGGAGGAAGUGGAGGCCGACGAUGAAGACCUGGAAGCGCUACAGGCGCACCCAGAGAAGCUUCGCCAGAAGCUCAGAUCCGAGCGGCCACAGUUCGUCAAGAACAACAACUCAAAUACCUCGUCAUCGGGUGCGGCUGCGAAGAAAUCAAAGGCGACGACCCUCCUCAAGACUGGAUUGUCGAUCACGCCAGACUCGCAAAUCCUCGUUGAGGAGGGACGCGGUUCCGGUUCUUCGCAACGCAGUCAAACAUCGAAGGGGAAGAAGGCACCUUUGCGGCCCAUCACCAACAAUGACCAUGCUUCCAGCGGCGACGACGACUUUCGCCAGAAGACCCGAGAAGAGGAUGGGGACACACGAUCCCAGCAUCCGUCGCAUAGCCCCAUCGACGACAAUGAUGACGAUCAUGGUCGGCUCGAUCACGAUGGAGGGGACAACGGUCUAUCCGAAGGCCGUCUUCGUCAUCGUGAUGGCUCACACAACUCAACGGUCCAUACCGACCGGGACUCUCGUUCAUAUAGCAAGCGAGCUACUUCGCCAUCGAGUGUGGCUGCGAAGAAAUCGAAGGCAACGACCCUCCUCAAAACCGGAUUGUCCACAACGCGAGGCUCACAGACCACCAUAGCGGAGCGAGGCGGCACCGGUUCUCCGCAACGCAGCCGAACGUCUAAGGGGAAGGAGAAGGCACCUUCGUGGCCCAUCUCCAAGGAUGAAGAUGCUUCCAGCGGCGACGAUGACUCUCACAAGAAGACCCGAGAAGAGGAUGGGGACACACAAUCCCAGCAUCCGUUGCAUAGCCCCAUUGACGACGACGCUGACGAUCAUGGCCGGCUCGAUCACGAUGGAGGGGACAACGGUCCAUCCAAAGAUCGCCUCCGUCGUCGCAAAGGCUCACGCAACUCAACAACACUUACCGACCGGGACUCACAUGCCCGUAACGAGAAACAGGCUCCGCCCAACGGCGACACAAAACACCAGCAUCGUUUGGCCUCCAAACACGGCAGCAUGGCCAACACCACCAACAACGAGGACACUUCGGAGAUUUAUGUUUCCGUUACGCUGUCCAACCGUUGGCCCUCGUAUACCAACGUGCGGACGAAACCGGGUGGGAAGCCUGGAUUGGAUGAUCAACAUGCGGAGCUUCAGAGGGUUGUGCGGGCUGCCAUGAACACCUUCUUCGCCUAUCUUGUAUCGGUGAAUGCAUAUCCGGACCCCGCUACGCGUUCGGCCGUCAUCAAGGGUUUGCUGAAGAGGGCCGCGGCGAAGUUGGGUGAAGCACAGGUGGCCGACCGUAUCAAGCACGACCACUCGGAAUGGAUGAGGCUUGUUAUUGGCUUGGUUGAAGGUCGUGUGUCGCAAUUCCGUAGCAAGAUCAAAAAGGCGGCCAACGAAUAUGUGCUCCACGACUACGACAUCACCGACGGAUGUGGUCCCCGUGCAAUAGCAUGGUCGCAGGACAAUGCCUACAUUUUUCCGGGUGAUGUAGAAGACCCAAGCAGUUUGAAGAAGGGUCAGCCAUAUGGCCGUUCAAUCUUUGCGAAGGUAAUCCGUGAGGCAUUCUUCAGUGGACGAAAGCCCCUCGCAACGAGGAAUCCUGAGAUCUUCGGAAAUGAGGAAGAGGAAGACCUAUCUAUCCCUCUCGCAAUGCUGGCCUUUGCUGCCGUUGGGAUUCUUGCUGUCAUUCAAGAUUGGGCAACCGGCGAGAAGAAGCACAGCGACUUUGCACAGGAUACCUUUAUUAAUACAUAUAGCAAUCAUAUGGCCACCCUUGAGGGUCUCGAGAGGGAUAAGCCCCGUUAUUUCACUACACUAAUGACAGAUCUUUAUGCAGCCGCUUCGUGA